CACAUAUUCCGCCCGAGUCACGCAAAUCCUGUCUCCCGCUAUUGUUUUUGGUGGUUUUAAUUGUUUGUUAGCGAUUUCCUCCUCUCGGCAGACGCAGAGUGUGUUCAGAUUCUUGCGGAGGAGGCUUGUUCGAGAUAACUUGCCAAAAAUGACGUUUUGAAAAACACUUGAACGCUCGGCCCUACUAGAUAAGCCUGCAGUUGCCAACAUUGCCAGAAUUGCAUUUCUAAUUUGCAUUUCUAAUUGUGCAAAUUGAUAAAGCGCAAAGCCAACGUUGGCGAUUUUAAAUAAAUAGAAAACGUGUUCAGAUGGUUCUUAUUUAACCAGUUUCGCAGUUACGAAACUUGCCAUGACGCAAUCUCAUUAUGAGUGAGUGACACAAAAUCCUGAAUAUUUAAACAUUAUUUUGAGGGGUUUUUUAAACUUUUUUGGAGGUUUUAAGCAGAAGAAAGGUAAGUCCAAAAUAUAAAAUAAAUGAGGAAGAAAUAACCCUCGGAAAUAGGCUGUAAAACGCCAAUAUCUCGGAAGAUAUUUCAGGAAUUUUUUCAGACAUCUUGGUUUGCGGACAAAAGCAUGACCGGUAUUAGGAGGUUCUGCGCAUGCCCAGUUUGUCGUCUUGUUGCCCCUGUUAAUUUCAUUCAUGUGCUUCAACCAGUUGCCUUUGUAUUUGCAAGUGAUUACUUCUCGUCGAAAGGAGAGCAAACUGGUCGACUUUUCGGGAAACCAUCCUCGCUAAGGGGUUUAUCCCUUCUUGGAGUAUCCUCCAACCAUUUUGUGAGGUUCCUACGUGUCUGAGAGAAGAGAAACACUCGCUCGAAGUUUCGUAUUUCGUCAAACAGUUUCCGUCAACGCCAUGAUAAAGCGCCGAGUCGUCGUUGGCGAGUAACCGCUAGUUGUCGGCCUGAAUCGUUUUGUAUAAGUUCAGUCGAACUCAACUAAAAUUUACAUCGUGUGUUAUCAAAAAAUGUGAACAGAGAAGCCGUUGUAAGUCUUAAGGACUUUGUUUUACCCGAGAAAUCUCGCAAAACAUGUCCUCAGAAAGGCUCGAUGUCAACCUUCGUGUUGGAUGCGAAUACAAGCAUUUGGCGUGUUACGUGCUUUAAGGAUAUUUCAUGAGCACCUUGCAAGUAAACGAAGCCGGGGAAAUGACUGCUGAAAUUUCACAAACUAUUAUGACGGAAGGAGAAAGCGAACCGAAGAGAGACGACAACUCCAAACCAACUUCGGAUGCGGUAGAAACCAAUUCAACUCACUCAAUCUCAGACGACAAGGCCGUCGAAGACACGAAGGAGAGAGGGCAAAAUCUUUUAAAUGAAAGCAUAGAAGCGGAAGAGAAGGCUGUAGCCUCGAGUCCAGAUGGUAGAUUCCUCGCAUUUGAUAUUGAAAUCGGUCGGGGCUCGUUUAAAACUGUUUUUAAAGGUCUAGACACUGAAACUGGUGUUGCUGUGGCUUGGUGUGAAUUACAGGUAGGCGAUAAAUUUCGGGCCGCAAGUAUUUCGUUGGUUUUGUCCUAAAUACACAGAGUUAUUCUUUCGAAACCUCGCUGACUUUAUUCAGUAAUUGUUGUUAUUUUCUCGCUGUUUCAGGAUAAAUAUUCGAAGUCGGAGCGAUCUCGCUUCAAAGAGGAGGCCGUCAUGCUGAAACAGCUUACUCAUCCAAAUAUUGUGAAAUUUCAUGAGUUCUUCGAGCGGAAUAGAAACGGUCAAAAGGAUAAAAAGCAACUAAUUCUUGUCACAGAAUUGAUGACUUCUGGCACUCUUAAAACGUGAGUAGAAAACUAAUUUGGGGGGUUUAUAUCACGAAACAUUGCCACAGGAAAAUCACCAUUGGGCAAUUUAAAUUCUCAGACGAAGUGGUGGUCGCAAGUUUAUAUAUUUAUAUUGAAUUCAAAUUUAUAUGAAAGCACAAGUAGACAAGAUGAUGUGGCUUUCUUGUGGCAUUACGUUUAGUAAUCUUUUAUUGAUAUGGUGUUGUCUUUUGUCUUAGACCUGAAAUUAUGAUAUAUCACUUUUGACAUCGGGCACCCUUCUGGUUUUGUUAAUACCUCAGUGUUGUCACUACUUGAUGAGCAUGGUAUAUCCAGUUGGUCCCUUUUGGUUUCUUUACAGGCGAGAUCACCCCCAAAACCAGACACGACACUGUAGAUUUGCAUGUCUAAUCAAUUCAAUAUCUUCAAUGAUUCAUGCCCAUAAACCACAAUUAAAAAUGUAAAGAAGAGAGAAAACCCCAGUCUAAGAUAUUUUGCAACUAAUAGAAAGAAUACCACAAGUAUGAUUAGAGAUUGUCUGGGUUAUCAUGCAACCAUACAAAUCAAACGUCUAUUUAUGGUAAGAUUUCGAUCUUUCAUGGAAACAUCAAGUUGUGAUUCAGAGGGUAUUCACCAUAAAACAACAAAUAAUUGCUUGCUGAUAACCAUAAUAAUUUAAGUGAUGCGGUGCAUGGCAGGGUGUAUUGAAACUGUAGUCAAAGGGAUUUUUACUAACAUUACAUCAUUUGUACUGUACUUCGUAAAAUGGAAGUACUACACGUCAUUACUAUUGUCCACAGCUUUAUGGAUAUUUAUAUAUUUGUUCAUGAGGCUAUUGUUCAUUUGUAGUGUUUCCUUCCUUCGUUCAGACAGUUUAUAAAUCUUGUACAGUAGUUCUUAAUGAAACUAGCUAUCGUAGUAUCAUUACAGUUAUUUGGUGUUUAAACAUCCAUAAAUUUGUUUAUGUGACAACUGUACAUUAGUGCUUUCCUUCUUUGUUUGGACAGCUUGUAACGCUUCUUUUGAAUUGAAUUCUUUAUAAUUUGUGUGGCUUAUUUUUGCCAACCUUUUUCAAAAGAUUCUUCUUCUGUAAGACUGUAGUGGGUAUAGACUGUAAUAGUUUAUUGCAAUUAAUUGCUUACACAGCUUUUCAACUGUAGAAAAAGGUCGUGCAAUCUUAUCCUUCCUAUUCUAUACUUCCUGUGCUGUUGAAAAAAAUAUAAAGCUGAUAGCUCAAAUUUUCAAAGAGUCUAGUAAUAUUUCACUUUUAAUUUAAGAUUUGUUAGACUGUAAAAUAUAGUUGUUAUUAUCAUAGAAGUUAUUGAAGGCUAAAGCUCUCUUGAUGUAUGCAACAUGAGAAACUAUUAUUUAUGCAUCAAAUGUAGUUCCUCAUUGCAACAAUUUAAUUGCUAUUUUGUACAUGUAUGGAUUUUAACCUCACAUGUAUAUAGCUUUAAGUUUGAUACAGUAAUCUAGACUGUGAAUUUGGACAGUGUUUCCCAGCCAAUUAUGUUCAUGAAACAUUUAAAUAUGUGGCUGUGAAAUUGUUUGAAUGGGUUUAUGUAAUACAGUAUGUAUUUUGGCAGUACUGUAUUUGUCUGUCAGCAAAUCAAGCGUGUAAAGUUGAUUAUGUCAUAGCUUUUUCUAUAAAUUUAUACCAAAUUGAUCUGACUCUCCUUACAUUUAGUUUAUCAGAAGAGGUUGUCUGGUAUGAUUCUAAAUCUAUUUUGAAAAGGGUUUAUAUUAGAUAACACCAAUGAUAAACACUAUUUUGUGAAUUAGACUGAAAUUUGCAUUGUUUCAACUUUGUAGAAGGUGAGGUGGGAGAGUAAAGGGUCAAUACCAUAGAUAUCUUAUAUACACUAGAUAGCACAUCUCUUUUUGUAAAAUUGAAGCCAAGAAUAUUCCAGCUGUUACCCCCAUUUGAAUAGAUGGCGGCCAUGUUGGAGUUUCCCACUCACUAAUAAACGCUUAAAAAACAACAAUAACUUUCAUCAUUUGAAUAGUUUGAAAAUGUAUUUGGAAUAGGUUUAACUUAAUGUUUAAGUUCCCUGUAUAAGAAAUAGAAAACAUACGAGUCUUCUCAUUUCAUGGGAAUAUCCUGAGCCUGCAAUCACGACUUCAAUUUUUGAAUUGCAGAAUAAUUAGAUAGAUAGAUAGAUAUUUUAUUAAAAGCCACUUUGCAGCCACUUUGGCUGAAUUACGUAGAUUUUUACAAUAGUAUAUAACUUUAAAUAUUAGUCUACUCAAUUAUUAUAAUAUAUCAUGGUUGGCACAAAAGUGUUCCUAAAGUUCCUUAGUGUUAGUCAUUGGAAGAUCAUAGAGGCGUUUGUGUCGUAAGUUAUAUUUCGCUUGGUGUUUUGGCGGCAGCAGUGCAUGGAGUUUAUGGUCACUGUCAGUUGAUAUUUUAAGGAAAAGCUUUUCACACAGUGUUUGUCUUCAGACCGAUAAGGAGUUUAGUCCAGAUUGCUGCAGGCUCUCUGAAUAUGGCUGUCCUCUGUAAAUUAUAGCCAAGGAUUGUUUUUGUACUAGCUCUAUUUAGUGUAUAUAAGAUAUCUAUGGUCAAUACAUGUUUUCCUUAUUUGUAUUAAUUUGUACCCUAAGGUGUACAGGCUGUGCUGAACUUGGCUGCAAAGUAUAUUGCACAAGUUUUUUAUAAUUGAUUUGGAAAAGACAAAUUUUAUUUAUUUGGAAAAGUUUUAAUUUCGUAAGCCCAGUUCUUCAUCAGUGUACAAUUAUUUGAUGAUAAAUCAUCGUGUUUGUCAUCCAUGUUUAAGUUGUAUGGUUUGUUGUAUGGAUUAUUUGCUGAUAACCACUACAGUUUAUUCUUACCUAUAUAUGAAAUUUAUAUUAGACAUGCUGUACAAGAGGUUUGACCUCUUUUGGCCGCAUACAUUUUUUUUGGGUGAUUGCCAGUUGUGAAUAAUACCUUUCAUUAGGAAUAUGCAUGACUGGUUUUGACAAGGUUAAGUAUUGGUCUAGCAUAUAAUUGAGUGUGUUUAAUCCUUGGUUAUGCUUUACCUAAGCUUUUAGUAUACAUCCACUGAAGUAUGACAAAUUGUUUGUUGAAAUAACAAUGUGUGGAAAUGCAUGCUACAAGAUUUUUAAUAUUUCCUAACAUAAUACAGUACUUACAUUUAGUGCGGUUACAAGUACAUGUAUUUUUAUGUCUGGUAAUAUAAUUUUCAUAUGAGUGCAAAAGGAUUAGUUGUAUAUGAUAAAAGCACUAUUGCUUAGAAAUUAUUAAAACUUAAUCUGUUUACUCUGAGAUUAUCAGCGUUUUAAGCUUUCUGUAAUUGGAGUUGGGAUUGUCAAAGGGACUUAAGGGAUGCAAUUUAACAUGCGGACAUUAAUUUUGGGCUUUUCUAAUACUAUGUAAAUACUACAAAUAACAGGGCAGACGAACAUGUAUUGUAAAUUUUCUCAAGUUUUACUCUUACACUUUUUAGGUACUAACAAUUAGUAGUUUACUUAGAAACUAUACAAUAUUCUUAAUCCUAUUAGUGCUGACAAGUUUUCCCUUAAAAAUCAUCUGGCAUUAGACUGAGUAAAUAAUGAAAAGGGGUGUCAUAGUUAUAGGGCCCAUUUCAAACCAUUCUAUGCAUACCGGUAGUAAUUUAGUUGUGAUAAUAAUAUCUUGUCACGAGGCACUUGACAGCGUCGUCACAAUUCAGUGGAACAUUUUAUUAUUACUUCACAAAGAAGCUUUAUUUGAGGCGUUUCUAUUUGGUUUUGUUGACAAGUUUUAUGUUAAUUUAAAAAAUAUAUUUUUAUUUCAACUCAUUGAGAGCACCAGCACUAUGCAACUCAGUGAGUUAAAGUGUUCUGAAGAUCAGUGAUAUUAUAUUUAGAUUGUAGUAGAUGUAAGCAUAAGAAUUUUUCUCCGGAAUUAUCAAAGUCUUAUAGCCUUUAUUCACAAUAUUUAAAGUAAUCUUAGAUUAUAAAUAAUAAAUAUUGUUCUUUCAAUGUUAUUGUGGUUUUAUGUGUUCGUGUUUGUUAAUUACCAUUCUCGUUGAAACAAAGACAUGGUCUGGCAGGUAGUCUUAAAAAUAUUUCGUGAUAAUCAUAGCAGGAUAUUUCGUUGCUUCCUGUCACAUCAUGGUAGUGACGUUCAAUUGCUGGGAAGGGCAAUGGGUGCUUGAAUUUUAUGGAAGGAAGAAACAUAAUAUACACUUGUUCAUUCUGGCAGUAGCAUCCUAUAUUAUAUUAAUUCACACUAUAGCAUGAGCAAAUUUAUCUGAUACCUUUAUUGUUUAGUUAAGUCUUUACUAAAGUUUGCAUGUUAUGAUAUUUGUGCUUGGAGAAUAUUACAUUCAAUGCUUGUUUAAUUAAAAAAUUUUUGUUAAAAAUGUUAUUAUAAACAGGGUAUUUUAUUUCCUAUAAAUACAAUUUAUGUUCUGUUCCUUAGUUUUACAAUUUUUAAUGCUAUUCUAACUUAUUCUAAUUUGUUUUCACAAUAAUUGCCUUGGCACAGGUGUUAACAGGUUAUAUUUACUCAAUAUCUAGCUAAACAUAACACAAUUAUAGUUUACUUCUCAGAUAUUUAUUAUCUAAAGCAGUUUGUGAUAAUUUCUUGCAUGUUUGAAUGUCAAGCACUUCUUAAUAUGUCCCUUUGAUAUCACGUACGUUUGAAAAAGCUUCCCACCUGUUAGCUGAUGCUGCAAACGUUUUCAUUUUGCUGCAAAUGUUUGCAUACUAAUAUCAGAAUGUUUAUUUUUGCUGUUUGUGUAAGAAGGCUAUACCCAAAGUCUCACAGUUGGGGGUAUUCCGUAUUUGUAUGUCUCACAACCUAUAGACUGGCCUGUGUACAGACCCAACUUGAACUUGUUACAAUAAGUUAGAUUAAGUUCAGGCUACCUAUGGACUAAUUUUCAUUCUCCCUCUAAAACAUGUUUUGCAAUGUAUAUAGCCUUUGGAAAUCUGUUUGUUCUUUGCAAUGACACCUGUUAUUUUUUCUUUAAAAAAGCUGAUGUUCUCCAUGCCAUUCAAUUACUGACUGUUUUGACGUAUUUGUGACGUUAUGCAAAGAGAUUAUUCUGCGUAACGCAAAGCUGUAAAUCAUAUAGAGAUUUUUUCAACCUUACAGGUAUCUGAAAAGGUUCAAAGGUGUUCGUGAGAAGGUUCUGAAGAGUUGGUGUCGACAGAUCCUUGAAGGCUUGUAUUUUUUGCACACUCGAACGACGCCUAUUAUACAUCGUGAUCUAAAAUGUGACAAUAUUUUUGUCAAUGGUUCGACUGGAUUGAUCAAGAUUGGCGAUCUGGGCUUGGCCACCUUAAAGAAACACUCGUUUGCAAAAAGUGUCAUUGGUAAAUAUAAGUGUCUAAAAAUAUCUUUGUCUUCAAAGGUUUUGUUAUCAAAUGACGUCAUUUUUUUUUUAUUAAAGUCAUUGAAACUGUCUUUAAAGUCUGCAAGGUUCACACUAGAAAUUCUGUCGGCGAUAUUUCUCCUUCUGGCAAAUGUGAUGGAAUGACUGACAUGCAAAAGACUUAGACUUGUUUACUUCUGAAAAGCGACUCUAUACUUUUGUGUGUGAGUUCACUCAUUUGCAUCUGUCAGAAAUACAAAAUUGCUAGUGUGAAACUGUGCUUUAAGGUACUUACAUCACUUUCCUACAUUUCUGCAGGUACUCCUGAGUUCAUGGCUCCGGAAAUGUACGAAGAACGUUACGAUGAGUCCGUUGAUGUGUAUGCGUUUGGCAUGUGUAUGUUGGAGAUGGUUACGUUGGAAUAUCCCUACAUGGAAUGCCAAAAUGCUGCUCAGAUUUACAAACGUGUCACGCAGGUAUAAUACGAUAUUAUUACACUGGUCAUUACACUGUACGUUGAAUAUUACUUUCCUCUACAUAUAUUGAUCUUUAAUUCCAGGGCAUUGCUCCAGAUUGUCUGGCUAAGGUGGAAAAUUCAGAUAUAUAUGAUAUCAUCGAAGGCUGUACUAAAUACAAGAAGGAGGAAAGGUGUGUAUUAAUAUUAUUAACCUAGCUCUUAAAGGACUAUUGCAGCCACUUUGGUUUUCGUUCGUGUAAUAAACCGUAAAGGAAAAAAUCAUGCGAGGUGCAUUCACUACACCCAGAGUUUUUGUUCAUUUCAACAUGUAUUUUUUUACAAUGAAUUGACAUUGUUCACUUUCGUUGAGUCGACUCUAAAACUUGAAAUUUAUGCUGACCAAUUAUUCUCCUGCUUUGAACUCGAUCAUUGAAUUGGUAGAACGUGAAACUAAUGGAUUUAUGUAGACAUUCCAUCUAUGAUAUUUUUUUCCAGAAUAUAUAUCUUUCUGUAAUUCACGACAAAUCUCCAUGUAGGUACACGAUUCCUUACCUUCUCAAGUGUCCAUUCUUAAAACUUGGUGUCGGUAUCAAAGUGGAUUUAGUGCUGCCAUUAGAAGUGGACCCGGACAAGCCAGAACUUGUGAAGUUGCAAUUACGGCUGGGUGAUCCAAAACUGAGAAAAGAUAAACAUAAAGACAACGAAGCUAUUCAGUUUGAUUUUGAUUUAGUCAAAGAUAAUCCCGAGAAGAUAUCUAAGGAAUUGGUAAGUUUUAGUAUGAUUAAGAUAUUUAGAUAUUUUGAACUUCAGGACGGUACAAUACGUAAUAGUUUAUAAAUUGUAACAAAUUACAAUCUGUUAGAAAAAAACUGGAAUUAGUUGUGGAAAAUGGCAUGGAAACUGAUUAGGACCUUCAUAGAUUUUGGAUGUCAAUAGACCUUUCCCCUUUUAAGUGAAAUUUUAAUCUAGACAAGUUUGAACAAAAAUUUCAUCACAGCUGGAAAGAGCAUAGCAAAAUUAGUAAUAUUCCGAAGUUUCGUUGCAAAAUGUUGUAAAAUGCGGAUACUAUAGCCUUGCGAAGUUUGCUGUUUUUCAGUCAUUUUGCAUUACGAACGGGAAAUUGAUAAUCAGAUGAUCAAACUGAUUAUCAAUUUCCCGUUUGUAAUACAAAAUGACUGAAAAAGGCAAACUUCGCAAGGCUAUAUUAUCCGCAUUUUACAACAUUUUGCAACGAAACUUCGGAAUAUUACUAAUUUUUUGUCCAGCCUAGUCAAGAUCAAAAUUUCACUUAAAAGGGGAAAGGUCUAUUGCCGCCAUCUUGCCUUUAUUUUUCUCAUGGGUCGAAUGACUGAACUUCUUGCUCCGGAUAUAUAAUGAAUGAAUGAUACAGGGUCGAAUGACUGAACUUCUUGCUCCAGAUAUAUAAUGAAUGAUGCAGCUCCUCAAACAAACUAGUAUUUAAAAUUUAAGUUAAGUGGCUUAAACUAACUCACAUUCCUUUCAGGUUUCGUCGGGAUUUAUCGAUGCGAACAGCAUGCAAUUGGCGGCGAAAACCAUCAAAGAAUGCGUUGAACUUGUGAAGAGAAACCGCGAGAAAGGAGCUGUGGAUGAAAAAGAAACUGAGCCUGUGGAAAAGAACCAUCAUGCUUCGGAAAGUUCUCACAAUGUUAACAUUGAAGACCAUGGAAAGAGUCAGGCUGAAGAAUCUUUAGAUCAGUCACAAAGUAAUUCUCGUAGCGCUACAGCAAGUCAAUUAAAUAAACACCAAGGACAAUCGUCUCAUCAACAGCCGCAGUCCACACAGCAGGUUCAACCGCAACAACAGCAAAGAAACGAACCUGAAAGUCAAGAAGUAAGAUCAAGGCAGAAUUCUACCAAUGAAGAACUGGCUGCACAACCAGCCAAGACCACUGUAAGUAAUGAAACUGACACGGGCGCUGACUGUGUGAUGGAAUAUUCGUGGUUAAGCACUUUAUUAGUGUAUUAGUAUUAAACUUUUCUCUUUCGCGACCCGGUAAUGACCAUUCCAGUGCCGGACAUUUCGCGAAAUAUUGGGGAGUUGCCCGCCCCUAUAGUGUCCUCCAGUGAACAUACCGUCUACCUCACCACAGUGUGAUUACUUACACCUCCACCCUUCGUUGUGUUUUCUGCACGCCAACCAAUUAGUCUGUAUCUAUAUGUACAUUUUCCAAUUUCUGUGUUUGUCUAUUUUCUGCAAAAGGCAUCCUCAGUGGCGAGCAAGGAUUCUGGUAUCUCGAACACGUCCGUCGUGAGCUCCGUGGCCUCAGAAGACGCCGCAGGACAACGUCUGGUAAAUAUUUACACCCAUGUAAAGGGAGGAUGAAUGGAAAGUUGCGCCACGCGCACCAUCUGGUGGGCGUUGUUACAACUUUUCAUGUUAUCUUUUUAAGGAACCAUUGCUCAUCCAAACAACGUCUGCUGAUACCAAGCCUUGUCCAGCCUCACCGGACCUAGAGAAAGGCUUGGUCACAAGCGUGGAGUCCUUUUCGACAAUCAGCGAAAAAGGUUAGUGGCCAAUACGUAGAUUAGUGGAGUUUUUGUGAAUGUACAUAUAGGUUUUCGUUUGGACAAACAUAAGCCAUUCAGGCAUCCUGCCUUAUGUCUCAAAUGCGCACACAUUGGCUACGAAUUUUUUGCCAAAUGUUGUUCGAAGAAACCGGAAAUUUCUGCGACCCUCCAUUGAACAUUUCUUUGAUGCUAUAUCUAUGUUUUUCCGUGUGUUGAUCGUAUAAAAUCUGAAAAGGUCAGUAUACAAUUACAAAGGUAAUGCGUGUUUUGAGUGAUUACUAUACUAUGAAAUAACUUACAUUAACAACUUGUUGUGUGUCUUUUUUAAUAGGAUUCAUCUAAUGUAAAUUCAGUUCAAAUACACUUUCUUUUCUUUAUGUUUAUUUUUUCAAAGGUACUUUUAAAAGGUUUAUUAUGAGUAUGAAAUGCUACAGGUUGCUUAUUUUCAAGUUGCUUCUUUUCAGCUUCAAAUGAGACGGUCAGUAUGUCUAGUAGUGGCAACUCUUCUACGAUUUCUCUGCCUGGAUCUCAACCUGCAAGUCAGACGUCCACCCAACAGCCCGCACAACAAGGCCAGCAACCUGCACCAGCCCAAUCUGUAGGCAAGACGAAGAAAAAAGAACGCGCGUUCAAGUUGGCUUUACUCACUGUUAGUGGAGAUGUGAUUGAAUGCUCGUUUGAUACGUACAAGAAUUACAGGAUUACUUUUAAGUUUGAUAUCAAUGAGGAUGAAUCUAUGGAUAUCGCGAAGAGCAUGGUAAGGAAAUGUAUUUAUGUGUGUUUUUAUUUACUUAUGAUAGACCACUUUUAUUUAUACUGGUUAGUUCUAUACCUAUAUUCCCCACAGAGGUGUCAAGUGAGCGCUUUUUCUCGUUGGUUCGGUGCUACUAAAGGAUGAAGCCUUCGACUAAAACGCAAAUAUAAUCAGAUAACUCCGUUGCAGAAUUGAAAGCCACUUGUACUUUGUGCCACCUAACCCCUUCGUUAAACACUUCUUAUACCGUACUUCGACUAUAACCUUUUAUAAAUUUUCCGUAUUGUUAGAUUGACUCUGGUCAUUUACGAGAAGCGAGCAAAGCGUUGUUUGUGGAGAGAUUGCGACGAAUCCUGGGCGAUGCUCGCAGUAAGAAAGACGCAGACAGUGGGACAGUUCGAUUUGACAAUCAGACGUCCUCGGAGGGCAAUCCUGGUUCUGCGCAUGUAAGUCACCCUCCUUGAUUAUGUUCCGUAGAUAGCUGGUUUCACUAUCAUGCAGUAGAUGUAAUCAACUGGCAUGGUAGUUGUCACAGUGAGAAAAUACUGUGUAGAUGGUGAUCAACUGGCAUGGUAGUUGUGAAUUCCUUUCGUUAUGUGUAAUAGUCUUGUGUUUGAAAGAUGAUACUAUUAUUAAGUCUUCCACCAUUGAAAAUGGUUGAUCUCAGUGACAUGAUAUUAUAUAUCAUUUUAUCUAGUACUUUUAAUAUUAACUGUUAGGAUUUGAACUCAGCACGGUUUGAGAUACUUUUAUAUGAGCCGCACUGAAAUUCUAUUAGUUUAAUACGCAAUUAAGCUUCCGAGCUGCAUAUGUAUUUUCAUUAAUAAAUCAUAAAUCAUAUAGUUUAAUUUUCUUGCUCAUAUAAAUUUCAGACAAUGACCACUACCUGCUUUUCGGUAAUGUUUACCAAAAGCAAAUGCCUUGUGUACGAAAUAUCCAGAAUGUCUCAAAUGUUCUUUUUCUUUGCUUAGACUUUACCCACGCCAACAGAGAGGAACGAAGCGUUCCAGUUUCCUGCCCAGCCAGCGAAGUCUGAACCAUCUUCACAGGUAAACGAACCAUCCAGCGAACAAGAUCCAAGUGUACCAGCUAACCAACAGGCCGCGCAAACCUCGCCAGUUAACCAGCAAACUGCCAACCAAGAACAGACGAAGCCUCAGCCCACGCAGGAUGCUGUACAUGCUGUCAACCCGCAACCAACUCCCGUCUUGCAGGUUACCAUUCCUCAACAGACCCACCAACAACCCGCUCCCCAGGUGGCCAAACCACAACCCAUCCAGGAGAUCCAGCAAGCCUCUCAGCAGAAUACACAGGUGGUUGACCUGCAACCCACCCAACAAGUCGGGCAACCACCCACUCGGCAAGCUACACAAUCAAUCGACCCCUCCUCCCAGCAGGUUAAGCAGACAGCUAGCCCACAGUCUAUCCAACAACCCACCCAAAUCCCCCCCGCUACCCAAAUCGCGGUAACCCAACAGGCUGACCAACAAAGUAAGCAGCCAAUAACCAACCAAGUCACCCUACAGCAACCUAACCAAGCUGUCAAUCUGGCUAAUGAACACGCUACACCACCGAUCAACCAACAGCCCACCACUCCUCAAGUCUCUCAACAAACCACCCCACAGGUGGAGCCCCAACCACUUUAUAACCAGGCUAGCCAACAAACCUUACCGAGCCAGGCUAGCCAACAAACUGUAAUCCCUCCAACAACUUUUCCCCAACCUCUGACAACCCAGCCACAAGAUACAACCACAAAGCCGGCGACCAAAACACCCACCGAGGUUCGUACCGUUGUAGCAAAGAAAAAACAAUUCCAGGUGCAGGUUUUAGAAGAACCUCAGAACGGUUCGGCGACGGACUUACCAAUUACGCCUGUACAACCUGUGAACACUAAUGUACCACAAGGUCCCAAUAUGAACACUAAUGUGCCACAAGGUCCUUCUGUGAAUACUAAUGUACCAAAAAAUACCAAGGUGUCGCCAAUACAAGAGGUAGCUGCGCCUAUAGUAGCAUCACAAACAAGUGCGCAAGGAACUACAACACAACAGUCGGUCAAAACAAACAAUGAAGUAACAUCUAGCUUGCCUACAAAGCAACCCAAUACUGAAGCAUCAGGACAGACUACUGUAACACAAUCACAAGGCAAUGACGUCGUACAAAAUGCAACACAAGCUCAUAAUGUUGCAACACAAUCCGCGCAAACUCCUACAGGUUCGCCGACACAACAUCGGAAGCCUCAAGGGACAUCCUCACCAAGACCUGCAAGCCCUAUCGUCUCCGUUGCGCAGCCGACACAGUCUGUUGCGACACAAGACCCAACCAAUGCUGCUAAUGCUGUACAACAAGCAACCUCGACGCAAACCUCCUUUGUUCAAGAACAAAAAACCGAAGCCUCUGCUUCAACAGAAACACGCGAUUUGCCACAAGAAAACAUCCGUGUGCAGUCCCCAAUGAGCAACCACCCUCCUAUAUACAUCCCCAUUGCCCCCUCUGAAACACCCAGUAAUGAAAACAAUACUUCGAAAAGCACGGACGAUCCAGUUUCAGAGAAACCUCAGAAUUGUCUGAAAUCUCAAAACUCCACAGAGAGUGAAAAGACGACGAAACAUGAUGACUUCAUAGUACAACUGACUUCGUCAAUUCAAACUCAGACGAGUUUUGAUAAAAACACUGUUAUUCGAGAGCAGUCUAAGAAAUCCACUGAACGAAAAACGAUUGAGAAGAGCUCGUCUGAUGAGCAACCACCAAGUUAUGAUGAUAGUGAUGGUUCGGUUUCUAGCGAAAAGUCCUACAGCCGACAGUCAUCCGAUAGUUAUUCUGCACACGACGUGGAUAUACCUAGCGCUGUGCACAAGAAUAUUGGAAUACCACAAACCAAAGUGGAUAUUGAACAUUGGCUAAACCAGGUAACUGUGUAAUUGUAUGAUGCUUGUGAUGUUACUCUGAGGCCCCGUUUACACUAUACCGGAUUGCUAUCGGAGUGGGUCAAAUUUUGUAGGUAUCGAAAGGCUGUGAAGAUUUUUAAUCUCAGAGACCCAAAUAAACAUGCCAAUUCUGUCAAACUAAUAAGCAUUUGCUACUAACCAUUGCUCCGUAGCGGCAAAAGAAGAUGUCGUGACCAGCGAAUCCGGUAUAGUGUAAACAGGGCCUGAGUGUAUAUCCACACCGGGCAAGCUUGAAGAAUAUGCCUGACCACGGUGGGAAUCGAACCUACGGUUCGGAAUACUACUCUAUUGACCUGAGUACAUUACACCUACACAGAAAAAAAUCAUGUGUAUAUAUAUAUUUCUAUUAUUGGUAAGUUUGAGUAAGCGUUAUGGGGCAAACGAAGGUGGUCGACCUCUUGUGAUAAUAUAACAUGUAUAAUGGCAGAGUGAACAUCACUUUUCCCAUUCUGGUAACUGCUGGUUGACCCACCAUGUGCUGUAAUGUUAUGAAAUCUACCUACAGUGCCGCUGAGUCUUAAAGUACAGGCAAAGAAAUUGGGCACUUCGUGUAGUUAGACUACACGAAGUUUGCGUGCGGGUUAGACUACACGAAAUUUGCGUGCGGGUUCUACUACACGAUGUUUGCGUGCGGGUUAGACUACACGAAAUUUGCGUGCGGGUUAGACUACACGUACAGUCAGAUUACAUAUUAGAUAGGAAGAUUCCGUUCAUCUCCUGUUUUUGCCAGCUACAUCUUCCCCUGUUGUAUUUCCCUAGACUGGUGAUGGUGAUGGUGAAGGUGGUCUUGCUAAUUUACAACUUUCCCGUGAAGAAGUGGACGAUUUAAAGCGACUGUACAAGAAGUAAGUCGAUCUCGAUAUUUGGACCUUAAAAGAUGCUGUUUUGUGUCUGAGCUGCCAAAGUAAAGAUUAACACUUUUCGAGUGCAGAUCCAUCAACAAGAUGUUACUAACUUACUAUAACCUCCUGACGAAAAUCCUGUCCUCCAAACGUUAAGUGUUUUCAAUAUUUUUUCAGGGAGUUCCGAGACAAAAACCACAGCUGUAGAAUCCUACCUUUAUUAGGCCCGGACUCUUCUCUUCUUCUCUUCUACCUUUAUUGGACCCGGACCCCCUCUUUGAAAUCUCGCCUAAAACGAUGUGUCUGCUUUGUUGUUUUAGACAAAACGAAGAGCGUGUAGACGUGCAGAAACGACAAACUAGAGAGCAUGAAGAGAUGCAGAAACGACAAACUAGAGAGCUUGAAGAGAUACAGAAACGACAAACUAGAGAGCUUGAAGACAUCUACAGAAAAUUAGAGCAAAGAAAGAACGAUAAACUACUCAAGGAUCCCAAACGAUCAGUAGUGUCAAAUAUUACAAUGAAAACCACAAUCACAACUCAAACUGUUCAAGAACACAAGUCUUCAAACGGGCAUAGCGUUAAGACCACUGUUAAGAAACAAAUCCAUCAUUCGGAUGAAAACCUCACAAAACUUCAACAACGCAGUAUGCAACAGUUUGAAUUCGAUGCGUCGAAGAAGAAAGGUGGGAGUGUUGCGAUGGGAGGAUGGUCAACAAACAAGCAUACAUUUAAUCAAAUGAAAGGCCAACCAGGGACAGCAGCGCCUAUGGUGAUGAAAGGACCCCGGGUAGCCGCUCCCACCAGUAGUUCAUCCAUGCCCCACAUCCCACAAAGUGCAGCAGGGUAUACCCCCCAUACUUCCUCGUCAAUGGUAUUUGCCACCCCACAGAACAAUGCGAUGCAUGUUAACCAUCCUGGUCAGAUGCAUCACCAAUGGCAUGGUGAAAGUACUGCCGUGUACUGGACUAACGGAGCCAAUCCGAAUUGGCAAGCCGAAACCGGAAAUGGGCGCGGGCAGCCGAUCACAUAUUCCGACGCCACUCGUCACGUGACCGAUAUGAACUCUUGGCAAGCUAACGGUCCGUAUCAUCCUGUUGCUACGCAACCACAACAACAAAUGGCGCAAGCGAAUAACCCGUCUCGGACAGACGGUCAAAUGACAACGGACAAUACAAAACAUGUUGUUCUACCCAGUAGGUAGCAUUGCGUCGAGAGAAAUUCGUUUUUCAAUCUUUUAUUUCAUUAAUUUACAAAGAUUAAGUCCACGAAGAAAAUUGACGUCGCCGUUCGUGGUUUUCCGUGUUCGCGCGUGAUUCAUCUGCUUGUCCAUGGCAGGCUUGUGUGUCUACUGCGCACGAGUUUUUUAUGAUUCACUUAAAUAUCUUUCCGCGCGGCUUUCGCGUUUCUCGAUUAUAACGUGUGGCUGUUGCGUGUAUGGCUCGUGAAUUCUUCGUGUAUCACGCGUGUAACCAUGAAACUCGAGCGAGAUGGGGGGUUUUGCACGCGGCAAGCAAAGAAUAAUCAAAUUUUUGUCAAGCAUUAAUUUGCUUUAAAUAAUAAUGUACAGUUUAUAUUUAAGAGAGAUUUUUGUAUCCAUAGUGCAAUAUUUGGGAUGCAGGGGUGGGGUGGGGGGGAGAUGGUUUUGCAAGCAACUCCUGGAGAGAGGAGAGAACAUGUUUUUGUACAUCAUUGACAUUUGGGUUUUUGAAACCUAUUUUUGAAAUGGUGUGGUGUUGGGAGGCUAUUUUUUCUAGAAACAAUUUUGCUAUGGAUAAUUCUAAUAUUAUUUGAAAUAUUAUUUUAAGUGCAAUAAGAUUUGGCAAUCGUUUUUGAAACGAAUCAUUUUUUUCUCGGACUGAUUUCACCCGGGUCCUGACUGAGCAUUGCUUGUUAAGGACGUUGUAGAAUCUUGGAUUGGUAAAGUUUAAGUUCAUAUUAUACUGUAUUCCUUAAAGACGUUUCUUCUACCCAAUACUAAAAAGUUUUCAACUUCUGAUAUUUUGUUUGUUUAAUAUGGAAAUGAUUACGUUAUAAGCAGGGUGAUAAUUUUACAGUGAUCAGGUGCUUACUUUUUGAUCUGAUUCCUGAAUGUUAGUUAUGAUUUUGAAUGAAAGUUUUCGUAAUUGUUUAGUUGAAAUAUCCUGACUUUAAAAUUGCGAAAGAACUUAUUCUUUCUGUUCCCCAUUUUCACAAAGUAAUGUCCUUUAAGGAGUGCUUAUAAUAUUUGCAACAUGUACACAAACAUCAAGAUCAGUGCAAUAUAUAUUCUGCAACGUCCUGAUACCAUACAAUGUCUAUUUCUCCUAUUUUCAAAUAUUGUAUUGAUUAAUAAAAUGACUCACAAAGAAGAUAAUGACAAUAUUUACGAUGUUUAAAUAUUCUUUUAUAGUAUGUUAUAUGGGCGUUUGUUUUCGUUCUAUGCAGUAAUUACAUGCCAAAGAAACAAACAUUGAUCAGAAUUUUAAUAUGAACGUGAAGUUAGUGUCUUGCGCAGAUAUAAGAACUCUUAUGAACCCGCUUAACAGUUUUCAUCCACUCCGUUGGUUGUGAUGAACAAUGGUGUUUUCUGCAGAUUGUCUUCAAAGAUCAUGUCCAAGAAUUCCUAGCAAUCCCAAAGGUAUCAUCCAAAAUGAGGCGAUCAUCUUUGUUGCCAUAUUGAAUGGUUUCUUCUGUGAAAAUCCUAACAAGAAAUAUACAUGGGUUACGGCCAGUGGUUU
Paramuricea clavata is the source of this 17299-nucleotide messenger RNA. Lineage: Eukaryota; Metazoa; Cnidaria; Anthozoa; Malacalcyonacea; Plexauridae. The record is from the annotation of a GenBank genome assembly.